Messenger RNA from Mangifera indica (mango), 1311 nucleotides. Its product is annotated as receptor-like protein kinase. The record is from RefSeq and is a predicted model, not a curated record. The coding region runs from base 143 to 1204 and encodes 353 amino acids. The transcript has a single exon. Lineage: Eukaryota; Viridiplantae; Streptophyta; Magnoliopsida; Sapindales; Anacardiaceae. Gene Ontology annotation, molecular function: protein binding.
UAAGAGGAUAUCACAUCGCAGCUACGACCAAAUCCUGGUACUACUCCUUCUCCCUUUCACACUCUGUCUUUCAAGCUUCUAGUUUUCAGCCUCCUUGUCUUCAACCAUUCCUUUUUCUUUUUUGUGGGUUUAGAUUGCAACUAUGAAGUUUAGGUUGUGCCAUUUCUUGCUGUUAUUUACCCUCUCUGUGUCUUCGCAUGCUGUGUUUGGUUUAACUAAUGAUGGGGUCGCUUUAUUGUCACUCUUGAGGCAAUGGACCUCGGUGCCAUCUUCCUUGAGGUCCGGUUGGAAUGCUUCAGAUUCCACUCCAUGUAAUUGGGUUGGUAUAGAAUGUGAUAGUAAGAAUAAUGUUGUCUCUUUUAACCUCUCCAGUUAUGCAAUUUCUGGUCAGCUUGGACCUGAAAUUGGUCACUUGAGAGAGUUGGAGACUAUUGAUUUGAGUUCUAAUGAUUUCUUUGGUAAUUUACCAGAAGUUCUAGGCAACUGUAGUGCACUUAAGUAUUUGGAUUUGUCUUGUAAUAGAUUCACUGGUCAAAUACCUGAUUAUUUCAAGCACUUGCAAUUUUUGAGGGAGCUGGUUUUAAAUAACAAUUCUUUAGAAGGCGAAAUACCCGAAUCAUUGUUUCAAAUUCCAGGUUUACAAGUAGUGUUUUUGCAUUUCAACUAUUUUAAUGGUUCAAUUCCUAGUAAUGUUUGUGAUAUGGGUGAGGUUGAACUGUUAUGGUUAAGUGGUAAUAGGUUAUCUGGUACCAUUACAGAGUCUAUUGGAAAUUGCAGUAAAUUGCGAGGGCUUUUGCUAGAUAAUAACAAUCUAGUGGGUGUUUUGCCAGAGAGUCUAAUGAAUCUUGAAAAUCUUAGUUAUUUGGAUCUUAGAAAUAACAGUCUUAAUGGUAGCAUCGCUUUGGUUUCUGGAAACUGCAAGAAUUUGUAUAUGUUGGUUAUGUCAUCUAACAAUUUUAGUGGGGAGAUUCCAAUAAGGUUGGGGAAUUGCAGUAGCUUAACAAUUCUUGACCUUUCUGAAAAUCGUUUGUCCGGGAAAAUUCCACCAGAAUUAGGGAAGUGCAAGUCCUUGGAAGUAUUGAGCAUAUGUAAAAACCAACUUGAAGGUAGAAUUCCAGAUGAGCUAGGAAUGCUGAGUUAUUUACGGCAUAUUAAACUGUCUUUCAACAAUCUAUCAGGUGAGAUUCCACAUAUCAAAUUGUAGCUUAGCUUUUUUAUUUCGUGUUUACGUGCUUUCAAUAUCAUUCUCAUAACCAUGUACUUGAAAUUUCAUGGUACAAAAUAAAAUUCUCGAUCUCUAUCUGUUGCCUA